AUGGCCGACACCAUGGAUGUCGACCUGGACGAUGGCCCUCGAGGCGCGAAGCGAAAAGCCGACGAGCUCGAUGACAGCAAUGCCCCGCGGCGUAUUAGGGCUCUUGACCAGGAUGUCGUCAACAAGAUCGCCGCUGGGGAGAUUAUCGUCGCUCCCGUCCACGCCUUGAAGGAGCUCAUAGAGAACGCUGUCGACGCAGGCUCUACUGCCCUCGAAGUGCUCGUGAAAGACGGGGGGCUCAAGCUGCUCCAAAUCACCGACAACGGCUGCGGCAUAGAUAAACAAGACUUGCCCAUCCUGUGCGAGCGCUUCACCACUUCCAAACUGCAGACCUUUGAGGACCUGCAGUCGAUUGCCACUUACGGCUUCCGCGGCGAGGCCCUGGCCAGCAUCAGCCACAUAGCACACCUCGCCGUAACCACAAAGACACAAGAGUCUAACUGCGCCUGGCGUGCAUACUAUGGCAGCGGCAAGCUCGUCCCGGCCAAGCCAGGCCAGUCGCCUGACCCCAAGCCAGUGGCCGGCCGCCAGGGUACCCAGAUCACCGUCGAGGACCUGUUUUACAACAUCCCUACCCGCCGCCGUGCCUUCCGCUCGGCCGCGGACGAGUACAACAAGAUCAUCGACAUGGUUGGCCGAUACGCCGUCCACUGUUCUCACGUGGCCUUUUCCUGCAAGAAGCACGGCGAGUCGUCGACCAGCAUCGCCAUCCCGGCCAACGCUUCCAGCGUUGACAGGAUAAGGCAGAUACAUGGCGGCAGUGUUGCCAACGAGCUCAUCGAAUUCUCCACGUCUGAUGAUCGAUGGGCCUUCAAGGCUACCGGACUGGCUACUAACGCCAACUACAGCAUCAAGAAGACGACCCUGCUGUUGUUUAUAAACCACCGCUGCGUAGAAUCCUCAAACAUCCGGAAGGCCAUCGAGCAGACGUACGCCGCCUUCCUCCCAAAGAGUGGGCACCCUUUUGUGUACCUAAGCCUCGAGAUCGACCCCCAGAGGGUCGACGUCAACGUGCACCCCACAAAGCGCGAGGUCAACUUCUUGAACGAGGACGAAAUUAUCCAGGCCAUCUGCGAGCAUUUACGCUCAAAACUGGCCGCCGUAGACACGAGCCGCACUUUUCUAACCCAAACCCUGCUUCUCGGAGGCUCCUGGUCGUCUCCAGCCGCAAAACAGGCAACGGCAGCCACCCCCUCCAAGACAGGGGGCAGCGAUAGUCGCAGGACGCCGAGCCGGCCGUAUGAAAACAACCUCGUGCGGACCGAUACCAACUUGCGCAAGAUCACAAUCGAGUAUGAGACGGUGGAUCGCGAGGCUACUCCCUGUCGUCUAAUCAGCGUGUAUGAGCUGCGUGCUGCUGUGCGUGACGAUAUGCACCACGAACUCACUGAGGUGUUUGCUAGCCACACGUUUGUUGGCGUCGUGGAUGAGCGACGCCGUCUUGCUGCCAUGCAGGGGGGCGUGAAGCUGUUCCUGGUUGACUACGGCCGCGUCUGCUUCGAAUACUUUUAUCAAGUUGGACUGACCGACUUUGCCAACUUUGGCAUUAUUCGCUUCAACCCCCCAUUAGACAUCCGGGAGCUGCUGAACAUGGCGGCCGAGCACGAGAAGAAAAGCGGAUCCUCCUUGUCCGGCACGGAAGGCGAGGAUGACUUCGAUGCUACCGAGGUGGCGCGGCUUGUCGCAGAGCAGCUAGUUGAGCGGCGGGAGAUGCUUCUCGAGUACUUCUCGCUCGAGAUAUCACCAACCGGCGAGUUGCUAAGCAUCCCCCUCCUAGUCAAGGGAUACACGCCCGCCAUCGUCAAGCUGCCGCGGUUUCUCUUGCGGCUCGGGCCGCACGUGAAGUGGUCGGACGAGAAGGCCUGUUUCGAGACCUUCCUUAAGGAACUAGCCUCAUUUUACGUCCCGGAGCAGUUGCCCGUGAUGCCGGGACUAGAAGAGAGCAGUGGUAGCGGCACUGUCGGUGGUGAGAAGGACGAAGCCGGGCUUGAUGCUGAAAUUAUUGCCCGCCGCACCCAUGUCCGCUGGGCACUGGAGCAUGUCCUCUUUCCAGCCUUCAAAUCGAGCCUGGUUGCAACCAAAUCGCUGAUGGAGGGGGGUGUCGUCGAAGUGGCAAAUCUCAAAGGCCUUUACCGCGUCUUUGAGCGGUGCUAG
This is a messenger RNA of Lasiosphaeria miniovina, 2154 nucleotides long. Its product is annotated as histidine kinase-like ATPase. The coding region runs from base 1 to 2154 and encodes 717 amino acids. The record is from RefSeq and is a predicted model, not a curated record. Lineage: Eukaryota; Fungi; Ascomycota; Sordariomycetes; Sordariales; Lasiosphaeriaceae. Gene Ontology annotation, biological process: mismatch repair. The transcript has 4 exons. Gene Ontology annotation, molecular function: ATP-dependent DNA damage sensor activity; ATP hydrolysis activity; mismatched DNA binding. Gene Ontology annotation, cellular component: MutLalpha complex.